Molecule: messenger RNA, 741 nt
Organism: Cylicostephanus goldi
Lineage: Eukaryota; Metazoa; Nematoda; Chromadorea; Rhabditida; Strongylidae
Source: the annotation of a GenBank genome assembly
AUGAUCUCAUAUCUCUAUCUAUCGUCAAAUGGGUACUUUGGUGAUCAAUUGUGCGAGCUUUUCUUCCCGGGAGCUAGACGAUGUUUUGUCUCAGCCACACGAGGAGAGGCCAGUAUCCACUUCAUCCAGGUGCUGCUGGACUUCGUUGUGCUGAUACUUUCUAGUAUUCUGUGCAUUGUUGCAAUGCGUAUAUCCAUUAUGGUAAAAGGCUCAGGCAAUGGUGUUAAUCGCAAGUUGGAAUCUCCGAUCAGGUGGCUUGGAGUGCUGAUGGCUUUAUGUGGAUUGGCGGUGCUGGAACAGGCCAUAAGCUUCUUUCGGACGUCUUCUGAGCAGGAUAAUCCGAUGCAUCCAAUGGUCGUCGUCUAUAUGGCGCUUUAUCAUAUGGCUUUAGCCAUUGGUCUCAUUGUUUUUCCUCUCUACCAGGUUAUCUGCUCUGAGAAACUAGCUUUUCAUCCCAUGUCCCAAACUACGCUCUUGAUCAUGUCUGUUGUUCGAUUCGUGGAGAUUCUAACUCAACUAGACUAUCGAGGAACUGGUGAAGACCUUUCACCUGCGUGGAAGGUUCAUCAGAUAGCUGACUUCAUUGCGAUGGGAAGUCAUUUUGCGACUGCUGUGUUGACGAUCCGACUAAUGGGAAAUAGCAUAGCAGAGCCAGACGCUGACGAACUUCGAUUCAAUAAUCCACUAACUUUGGAAGAGAACGGAGAUUAUUUGCAACUUAGGCAUCAAGAAGAGACCUAA